Molecule: messenger RNA, 2820 nt
Organism: Auanema sp. JU1783
Lineage: Eukaryota; Metazoa; Nematoda; Chromadorea; Rhabditida; Rhabditidae
Source: the annotation of a GenBank genome assembly
AUGAGCAGUUCGGACAGUGAAGAAGAAAGGUGUAUUUGUCAGAUUUGUCAAUGCGGAAAUCAUAAAUGCCCCCACCAAGGAGAGGAUUGGACUAGCACAGGUGCAAUUGAUGGGCAGACUGAAUACGGAACGCAAUAUUCAUUAAAAAGAGGAGAAAGAUCAACUCUAUCACGUCCAGCAGAAAGAUCCCUACAAACGGGUACCUUCGAUGGCACGACUACUCACAAAAACGACUACGACCGGAAAUUUGUUGAACGUAGUCAAAGUUAUCGUCCUGUCAAUGCUACAAUACAAAGUGGAGAAUUUGAUGGAAGAACAACAAGCAAAAUAGACUUUGAUAGGAAAUAUGUUGAAAGAACCUCCGCUUAUCGACCACCUGUCACUGCAGUUCAAAGUGGAGAUUUUCUCGGAGUGACAACUAAUAAGAGUGAUUAUAAUAGGAAACAAGCUGAGAAACAACAAUCCUAUAAACCCGCUGAUACUGUUAUCCAAACAGGUGGCUCUACUGGAAUUACAACAAACAAAGCUGACUAUGAUAGAAAAAUUGCUGAUCGAAGUUUGGCUUACAAGCCAAUACCCUCAUCGAUUCAAUCAGGAGAAUUCAUGGACGAGACCACAAAUCGAGCUGAUUAUGAUAAGAAAAAGGCGUCAAAAAGUCAAUCAUUCAAGCCUCCGUAUACAGUUAUCGAAAGUGGAGAGUUCAAUGGUACUACAACCCAUAAGAAUGAUUUCAAAGGCAAAAAGGCGGAACGGAUGGAUGCUUUUCGCCCACCUAACACAGCUGUUCAGAACGGACCUUUCGAUGGCAAUACCACCCAUAAAAGUGAUUUCGGUUUAAAACAAGCUGAGCGAGCGACACCAUAUAAGCCGGUCGUUAAUCCGCUGAGUUCAGGAGAGUUUUCAGCAAUCACUACGAACAAAGCUGAUUUCGUCAGAAAAGAACCCCAACGCAACACACCCAUAAAGUAUUCAUCUACUCUUCAUCAAGAGGGUGAAUUUUCAGGAGAGACAACUCACAAAAAUGAUUUUGGUCGGAAAAAUGUUAAACCUGCAACGUCAUAUAAGCCAGCAGCUACUGAAUUGGAAAGUGGCGAGUUCUCAGGAACGACAACGAAUAAAGCUGAUUUUGAUAAGAAAAAUGUCGAACGGCAGAAAUCGUACAAACCCGCAGUUACAGCUGUUCAAUCAGGAGAGUUCUCAGGUGUUACAACAAAUAAAAUUGAUUAUGGCCUGAAAAGAACAGAAAGGAGUCAGCCAUAUAAACCAUCUGUCAAACAUUUACAAAGUGGUGAUUUUGAUGGAGUAACAACUCAUAAAAGCGACUUCAAUUUGAAAAAGGGAGAAAGGAAUCAGUCAUACAAGCCCAUAGAAGUUCCUAUUCAGUCGGGUGAAUUCACCGGUAUAACAACUAAUCAAUCUGAUUACAAGCCUACGAAGGGUGAACGUUCUCAGGCUGUUAAGCCUCCUGUAACAGCUUUGAAUACGGGGGAGUUUGUAGGCAUUACGACUCAUAAAAGUGAUUUUGAUCUUAAACAGGCUGAGCGAAGUCAAGCUUAUCGCCCACCCAUCACGGCAGUGCAAAGUGGCGAAUUCAGUGGACUAACCACACACAAACAAGACUUUGACAGGAAGCAUGUGGAUCGUGCUUCUCCUUACCGGCCACUGUCUUCCUCAUUCGCAUUAGAGGGUAGAAUGGAUGGCAUGACUAUCACACAAAGCGAUUUUACUAGAAAAAACACUGAUAGACCAAUUAUGGUUCGUCCUCGUAGUCAUCCAAUUGAUUCCGAUUUACCAUUUGAUGCUAGCACUACGUAUAAGGAAGGUUACAAGCCAAAACAUGGCGAGCGAGUGUCUGCCGUUCGCCCCGAAGAAUCAUUCCACUUACCUAAUGGGUCUUUUGAUGGCACAACUACUCAACGACUUGAUUAUGUUCGGAAAUAUGUUGAUAUUUGCCCAGCUGAGAAAGUUUUGACAAGAAGAGAUCGCUCUUACCAGUUCCGUGCCACUCGUUCGGGACAUCAUUUUUAUCAUCGGGCUGCCAUGGGCACUUUUAGUCGUUGGUCAGCUUAUGGAUCUGUUGGACGGUCUUUACGCAUAUCUUUCUUUACUCUCAGUGUUAUUGCCAUAUUGUAUAGUAUUGCUUGUAUAAUUUAUGGUUCUUGGUUAGCUGCUUCACGUGGACAGUACGCCGAGUUAUUAGACCCUUCGCUGUACGUCGAUGUGGCCAGAAUUCUAGCAGUUGUAUCAGCAAUUGCCAUCAUAAACCAGCUUUGUUGUAUGUAUUCACUAGUUAAAGAGUUACGUUGUGGAAUAUAUUCAUGUUCUGUUGCUUCCAUUGUCAUUGCUAUAAUGCUAUUCAUUGGAGGAAUUAUGGGAUUCGUAUUUCGCUCGCAGCUUACAAAGCAAAUUCCAUUGAACCUCAAGAUGCUUACCUCUUCACGUGAACUGUAUGGCCAAGAAGAUAUGGAAAAAGUCACUGCAGCAUGGGACUCUUUACAAACAAAUUUCAAAUGUUGUGGUGUGAAUGGCACAGAUGAUUUGCAUAUUUGGAGAACAUCCAAAUGGUAUAUGCAUCAGCAAGAACCCAAGAAAAUUUUACCAUUAUCAUGUUGUGUCAGCGGUCGAGAAGAGGCUUGUUUAGCUUCUGAUAUCCUUUCUCCUAACCGCAACGCAGUAUAUACAAAUACAUGCUAUGAACCUCUUCAGAAUGAUUUAUUGAAUGUUGUACAUAUUGCUGCAUGGAUGGCAAUUGUUGCCAGUAUAGUACAACUAAUUCCCUCACUGAUAGCAGGCAGUUAUGCCCGAUUAAUUCGAAAGUAA